AUGACGGAGAUGUACGAAGCUUGGAUGAGUGGACAAGCUCCACCGCCUUCAAUUCGUGACUAUCUAAAUACAAAUAUGUUACCCCAUGUCCAAGUAUCAAUGAGUGAUCCAAUCUAUCCACCUGGAUUCGGUCCCUAUGCUAACGCAUCCAAUGUAGCUGGAACUUCUACAGUGCGCCUUUUAAGUACGCCUAUGACAAGUAAUCCACUAUUCAUUCCAACUGCGCCGACAAAUGUCGUUCAACAACCUAUAAUGGAGCCAAAAUCCAACAACGAUCCUCCACCCAAAGUUCAAUAUGAUCGAGAUUAUACUCCUGAAUUGACUUUUAAAAUCCCAAGCUCUUACCCUCACACUCAUCAGUAUAGUUCCCAUGUUGAGGCUGAAAAAGCUGUUAAGAACGAUGAACAUGAAGAAUUUGCUAGAAAACUGAAGAGUUUGGAACAAAGUGUAAGAGAUAUGCAAGGAUUGGGAGUUCCAGAUCGCACUUCACUUGUCAACAUGAGGAAGAAGACCACUAAAAAUUUUCGUGAAUAUGCUAUUAGGUGGAGGGAGCAAGCUGCUAGGGUUAAGCCGCCAAUGAAAGAGUCUGAAAUGAUCGAUGUUUUCCUUCAAGCGCAAGAACCAGAUUACUUUCAUUAUUUACUUUCCGUUGUUGGAAAAACAUUUGCUGAAGUUAUUAAGAUUGGUGAAAUGGUGAAAAAUGGCAUCAAGUCUGGAAAAAUUGUAAGUCAAGCUGCCUUGAAAGCUACAACACAGGUGAUUAAAAAUGGAUCAGGAAAUUUUGGGGGAAAGAAAAUGAAGGAGGAUAUAGCAAAUGUUGUGUCAAGCACACAAAAAUGUCCAAGGGGUCCACCUUAUCAAUCUGCACCACCUCAAUACCAUCAUUAUCUCCCUAUGCAAGACACACAAUAUUCUGUUGUUCCACCUCAAUAUGCGAUAAUAGAGCCGAUUUCUCAAAAUUAUGUGGAUCCACAUGCAAAGGGUUUCAAUCCUACAGCACGAUGUGCAUACCAUUCUGAUGCUCCAGGGCACAGUAUUGAAGAUUGUCAUAAUUUUAAAAAAAAGGUGGAAGAGAUGAUUCUAACAAAGAUGAUUGUGGUUAAAAAUGAUAACCCCCCAAAUGUUACUAAGAAUCCUCUACCGGCACAUAAUGAUGUACACUUUAUCGAGAUGAUAUGUGAUGACAAAGAAUAUGACAAUUCUGAAGAAAUGGCAAUUGAAAUUGGUUCAAUUAUUGUUGGAGGGUGGAAACAGUAUAACAAAUUUGAAGUUAGAAGUUCUGAACAACUAGAGAUGUUUUCAAGAUUAUCAAGGACUAUUCUGCAUCUUCAUGAUAAUCACCUUUCUGGCCCUAUCUCUGAAGAAAUAGGUUACCUAAGGUCUCUUGUUGGGUUAAGUUUGAAGAAUAACUCUCUUGAUGGUUCUAUUCCUGCUGCAUUGGGGAAUUUGACCAAGUUGUCCCUUUUGUAUCUUUAUGAUAAUCACCUUUCUGGCCCUAUUCCUGCAGAAAUAGGUCACCUAAGGUCUCUUACUGAUCUGCGGCUGUACAAUAACUCCCUUAAUGGUUCUAUUCCUGCUUCAUUGGGGAAUUUGAACAACUUGACUAUUCUGCGUCUUGAUGAUAAUCACCUAUUUGGCUUUAUUCCUGAAGAAAUAGGCUACCUAAGGUCUCUUACUCAUCUAGAUUUGUGUUCUAACACUCUUGAUGGUUCUAUUCCAACUUCAUUGGGAAAUUUGACCAGCUUGUCCAUUUUGUAUCUUUAUGAUAAUCACCUUUCUGGCCCUAUUCCUGAAGAAAUAGGUUACCUAAGGUCUCUUACUGAUCUGCGGUUGUACAAUAACUCUCUUAAUGGUUCUAUUCCUGCUUCAUUGGGGAAUUUGACCAACUUGUCUAUUUUGCUUCUUGAUGGUAAUCACCUUUCUGGCUUUAUUCCUGAAGAAAUAGGUUACCUAAGGUCUCUUACUGAUCUGCAGUUGUACGAUAACACUCUUGAUGGUUCUAUUCCAACUUCAUUGGGAAAUUUGACCAGCUUGUCCAUUUUGUAUCUUUAUGAUAAUCACCUUUCUGGCCCUAUUCCUGAAGAAAUAGGUUACCUAAGGUCUCUUACUGAUCUGCGGUUGUACGAUAACACUCUUAAUGGUUGUAUUCCUGCUUCAUUGGGGAAUUUGAACAACUUGUCUGUCUUGUAUCUUGAUGGUAAUCACCUUUCUGGCCCUAUCCCUGAAGAAAUAGGUUAUCUAAGGUUUCUUACUGAUCUACAGUUGUACAAUAACUCUCUUAAUGGUUCUAUUCCUGCUUCAUUGGGGAAUUUGAGAAACUUGCAAGUUCUGUCUCUCCAUGAAAACAAUCUGAUUGAGGAAAUUCCUUCAUCUAUUUGCAAUUUAACUUCGCUGACAAUCCUGUAUUUGUCGAGAAACAACUUGAAAGGAAAAAAUCUGCAAUGCUUGGGUAAUAUCAGUGCCCUCCAGUAUGUGAUAAUGUCACAUAAUAAUCUCAGUGGAGAGCUCCAUCCGUCUAUUUGCAAUUUAACAUCACUGCAAAUUCUAGAUUUGGGUAGAAACAAUCUAAAGGGAGAAAUUCCGCAAUGUUUUGGCAACAUGAGUGGUCAUCUUGAGGUUCUGGAUAUGCAACACAACAAUCUUUCUGGAACUAUUCCAACGACUUUUAGAGCUGGAACACUUAGAAGCUUCAACUUGCAUGGCAAUAAACUUAAGGGGGAAAUUCCCCAAUCUUUGGUCAAUUGCAAAGAGAUGCAAGUUUUUGAUUUAGGAGAUAAUCACCUCAACGACACAUUCCCGAUGUGGUUGGGAACUCUUCCUAAGUUGAGAAUUUUAAGCUUGAGAUCGAAUAAGUUGCAUGGACCGAUUAGAACUUUAGGAAGUGAAAACAUUUUUAAUGAGCUUCGAAUGUUGGAUAUCUCUUCCAAUGCCUUCACGGAAAACUUACCGACGAGUCUGUUACAACAUUUAAAAGCCAUGAGGACAAUUGAUCAAACGAUGAAUGCACCAAGUGAUGAAGGAGGUGAAUAUUACCAAGACUCGGUAGCUGUCGUAACAAAGGGAUUGGAGCUUGAAGUUGUGAGAAUCUUGUUUUUGUAUACCACUAUCGAUUUUUCAGACAAUAAGUUUGAAGGACAUAUUCCAAGUAUUAUGGGAGAUCUCAUUGCACUUCGCAUGCUUAAUUUAUCUCAUAAUGGAUUGCAAGGUCAUAUACCGCCAUCACUUGGAAGAUUAACUUUGGUUGAAUCAUUGGACCUGUCAAGUAACCACCUUGUAGGAGAGAUACCAGCACAAUUUGCUUCUCUAACUUCUCUUGCAGUCUUAAAUCUCUCCUACAAUCAUCUCAAAGGGUGCAUUCCUCAAGGAAAUCAAUUUCAUACCUUUGACAACAAUUCAUAUGUAGGUAAUGAUGGAUUACGUGGAUUCCCACAUUUGAAAGGCUGUGGUACUGAAGGUAAUGAUUCAGAAUCAGAGAAAACUGAUACCGGAUCUGAGCUUGAUGAAGAAAGCAACUCUGAAUUUCUGAAUGAUUUUUGGAAAGCUGCUCUUAUGGGCUAUGGAACUGGACUCUGUAUUGGAUUAUCCAUUAUAUAUAUCAUGAUUUCAACUGGAAAACUGAUAUGGCUUGCAAGAAUCAUUGUGGAGGUGGAGCAUAAAAUUAUGAUGGGAAGAAGAAAGAAGCAGCGAAAGCAAAGGAGUUACAGAAGAAGCAAAUAA
This is a messenger RNA of Solanum verrucosum, 3717 nucleotides long. Its product is annotated as receptor-like protein Cf-9 homolog. The transcript is spliced from 5 exons. Gene Ontology annotation, molecular function: protein binding. Lineage: Eukaryota; Viridiplantae; Streptophyta; Magnoliopsida; Solanales; Solanaceae. The record is from RefSeq and is a predicted model, not a curated record. The coding region runs from base 1 to 3717 and encodes 1238 amino acids.